ACGAAGCAUCCCAUGACCUUCUAAAGCAAAACGACAAGUUUUCAAUCCCCCUACUCCACUCACACAUACUGACACACACACCUUCGCCGUACCCGGGAGGUAAUAAAGCCGGCAGCUACCAUAGCUGUAUUCCAGUUGUCCUCCAAUGGCUAUUAUAUAUAAUCCACAACCACACAUUCAAGUAUUCAACACACUAUCACGCAUCCAAAACCCCUUCUCGAUCUUCUUCAAUAAUAUCAUCAAUGGCGUCAAAGAAUCAAUCGGAGUUUCAGGAUUUCUUACCUUUAAUGGCGGAUAAGUUAGGCGGCGAAGGUCUGAUCGGAGAGUUAUGCAACGGAUUUCAGUUAUUGAUGGACGCGGACAAGGGCGUCAUCACCUUCGACAGUCUGAAGAACAACUCUUCGCUUUUAGGUCUUGAAGAUAUGAGCGACGAUGAUCUCCGGAGUAUGUUGAAGGAAGGCGAUUUUGAUGGAGAUGGAGCGCUAAAUCAGAUGGAAUUUUGUGUUCUGAUGUUCAGAUUAAGCCCUGAUUUGAUGGAGCAGUCCCAAUUUUUGUUAGAAGAAGCUCUUGAACAUGAAUUCGAUCAAAUGUAAUUUACUAUUUUCAUAUGUUCCUUGAUAAAUGUACAAAAUCAAUAAUUCUUCCAUAAUCGAAAUUCUAGAAUCAUCGAUUACAGAUUUUUAACAAAA
Lactuca sativa (garden lettuce) is the source of this 689-nucleotide messenger RNA. RefSeq names its product calcium-binding protein KRP1. Gene Ontology annotation, molecular function: calcium ion binding. The record is from RefSeq and is a predicted model, not a curated record. Lineage: Eukaryota; Viridiplantae; Streptophyta; Magnoliopsida; Asterales; Asteraceae.